AUGGAGGGGUUCCGCCGGGGCGACGGCUCCGGCGACCGGCUGUGCAGCGCCGCCGCCCGUGGGGACCGGGAGGAGGUGCGAAAGCUCCUGGACGCGGGCGCGGAUCCCAACGGGACCAACUGCUUUGGGAGGACGCCGCUCCAGGUGAUGAUGCUGGGCAGCCCGCGGGUGGCCGAGCUGCUGCUGCAGCGCGGAGCCGACCCCAACCGCCCCGACCCGCGCACCGGCUGCCUCCCGGCGCACGACGCCGCCCGCGCCGGCUUCCUGGAGACGCUGGCGGCGCUGCACCGCGCCGGGGCGCGCCUCGACCUGCCCGACGGCCGCGGCCGCCUCCCUCUCGACGUGGCGGCGGGGGGUCCCCACGGCCCCGUGGGGCGCUUCCUGCGCCACCCGCCGACCCUCCCCGCCGCCGCACCGGGAGCCGGGACGGCCGCGGAGGGGGCUGCAGGCUGACAUCCCCCCCUCUCCGCUGACCGCCGCCCUUCGCCGCACGCCCGAAGCCCCGGCGGAGGCCGCCCCCCGCCCCGCCGGGACCCGCCCCCCUCCUCUCCUGCGCUCAUCUCCGCGGCUGGCACCGGGCGGCCCCCCCGCCGUCGAGCGCUCACGGCUGGGGUUGUUCCCGGGAGCCCGGCGGCUGGGAAGGGUCUUCCUCUCCCCCCCCAGCCCCAGACACCUCGGACGCUCCCUGUCCUGCUUCUGCGAGGCGACGCACGCUGCUGAAUUUUCUAAGAAAAAGCGGAAAGAACCAACUCACGACCGCGGGGAGGGCUUCUAGUCCCGCUCCCACGGCCGGGUCCCCGGUGGGCGGAGGACAAGCAGCAAACAACUCUCCGGUGCUCCGGGGGGAGGAGAAAAAAAAAACCAAUCCAAAACCCAUUCAAACCUCCCCCCGUCUAUUUUUUUGUCACACUGAUGCCGUUUACAGAAGUGAGAACACUCCUUUUCCCUGAGCGGCUUGCUCGCUGCCCUGCAAGCCACUGCCUUGAUCUCCAUCAGACAGGUGUCUUAUUCACGAUGGUGCCGAUUUCAUUCAUUGUCGCGCAGUUCUGGAGAGCUUUGCAUUUUAGUGACACCUUGACAUUCUUUUCUACAGCACUCCGAGAUAAUGACCACCUUAGCCAUCCCGUUUACAAAUGUAAUCCGUCUUCAAAUCUUCUCCCCUCAUCACUCAGCUCAAUUUAGAAAGUCUCAAAAUAUUUGACACUGAUCGAGAGUACAAUUUGGGAACAACUACAGAUAUUUUGUAUAGAUGUAUUCAGAGAAGGCUAUUCAUGUGAGAAACCAAUUGGUAACCGUUCAGCUACUGCGUAGUUUUGACGUUUGGAGAUACCCCGUUUAUUCAGGAGAUCUGGGCACCGAGCUCAGUAUUUUAAAGACAGCUUUCCUGGUUUCUAAACAGGCUUUCGGACACACACAGGAAAAAAAAAGAACCGAUCUUGGUUAUAAAUCUCAAUCUCUUCACGUGCAUUGCCUCUGUUUUUCCAACGCGAUUUCCAUCGUCUACCCAAUGUUCAUACAUCUUAUGCGAGACGAAAUACCUGUUAUUCAACAGCAAAAUACCAAAAGGGUUGGCUUAAAAAAACCCCAGUCCUUGUGUUCAGCUAUUAAACGGUUCUGU
Messenger RNA from Phalacrocorax carbo (great cormorant), 1618 nucleotides. The record is from RefSeq and is a predicted model, not a curated record. NCBI's taxonomy places the organism in Eukaryota, Metazoa, Chordata, Aves, Suliformes, Phalacrocoracidae.